AUGUACAUUGAAACAUCCUCCCCAAGAAGACCAGGCGACAAAGCCAAGCUUGUUCUUACUGUUCCAGACAACGGAGAAACGUCAUGUCUCUCAUUUCAUUAUCACAUGUAUGGAGCUACAGUUGGGACUCUUAACGUUUACAGUGGAAACAGCAAAGUAUUUAACAUUUCCGGAUAUCAAAGUUCUAAAUGGAUUAUGGUGAAGAGAAACAUAAUUCUGAAUGGAUUGGUGAGAAAUAAAAUUGUGCUAACGCGCACAUCAUCAUCACCGUCAUCAUCAUCAUCACCAUCAUUAUCAUCAUCAUCAUCAUCAUCAUCAUCAUCAUUAUCAUCAGCAUCAUCCUUAUCAUAAAAACCGUCACCAUUAUCAACAUCAUCAUCAUCAUUAUCAUCGCCAUGAAUAAUUAGUAGCUAGAAAAACUCUUCUUGACGGUUUACCAUUCGACUAUAUCGAAUUUUUGCCAAGGCUUGACACUUAAUUGUUAAACGGCGUAGUACCCCACGUGAGAUGGUGUGAGGUAAAGAGAAGUGUAGGGGUGGUUAGUUACGCCAAUUAACGUAUAGAAAGUGUUACUACUGCUAACUACUACUCAACCUUCUUUGCAGGUAACAUUCGAGGGGAUAGCAGGGACUUCAUUUACUGGCGAUUUCGCUAUCGAUAGUGUAGAAAUAAACAGUGGAAGCUGUCUAGGUAAAAAAAAAUGUACAGUUUUAGCCUGCGAGCUGUCUCUUUUGUGCUUGGAAUAUGACUUCUCCUAGCGUAACUCGUCUUGCCAGUGACGCCAUUCAUCUGUAUACAAUGGAACGAUUCUUCAAGUAAAACGACACAUACUUUUUUCACCUGCUUCUCUUAUAGUGUCCUGUAACUUUGAUUAUGGAUUGUGCUUUGGGUGGAGCCAGUCGAGGGAAGAUGUAUUUGAUUGGAAGCCUCAAAUCAGCUCCACAUGGUAUUCGUCGGGUACUGGACCAUCCUCGGAUCAUACAAGGGGAAGAGGUUUGCUGGCUUUUGAAAUUUAUUCUUUGGCAUUUUCUUGCAUUCAUUUAACGAAAACAUUUUACAAUUGGUUCAUUCGUCAGCGUGCGUAUGUCAAGAUACUGAGCACUUGGGAAGUUUGGAGAGCACGAAAGAAGCGUAAGAGUUGCUCGAGGUGCAGCAGAGAGGAACUCUAGCCUCUUGAGUGCUCUCCAAACUUCCCAAGUGCUCAAUAUCUCGAUAUACGCACAGCCGAAGCAUGAACUAAUAAAUAUUGUUUUAUAACAUUAUCAAAGCGAUCAAUGCAGCAGUUCAUUCAAAAUUUUAUUAUUGCAGCGCGCGCUCAAAGCAGUACGCGAGAAUCUGCUCUUGACUAAAUUUUUUUUUACCUCACAGUUAUGAUUUUUGUCUUGAUACUGAGAGAAAGUUUAUUAAAGUCGCCUAAGAUAACGUUGAAAAAGAUUGUAAAAUGCAUAUUAAGGUACCGGAAAACUAUAAAUUCUCCGAAAAAUUCCUUUCGAGAGAAACAACUUUGCAAAGAAUGAUUUGCACACAUCGUAGUCCGCACAGCUCGCUCAAUAACACUUAACAGCAACACUCACGGCAGUUUCCUACUAUUGGUCAACAAAUUCAAAAGUUUGCUCUUGAAUUUACGUUCUAAUACACAUGUUAAUUGCUGCUGAGUUAUGUAUGCACUUAGCAGACGUCUUGGGAGGAUUGUUAAGCUCACUAUUGAAUUUGAUUGGGCGAAUAUUCUAGCUAUGUUAUUUAUAAGUAUAAAAAGCAAUCGUUCUAUUUACCAUGAGAAUAUUGCCGAGAAGGCUGGGAAGCCGAUUCGCUCCAUGUAAGACAAUCCGGAUUCUGUAUGGAAUCCGGGAAACUUUUGUUCGAAAAGGAAUACUGGAAUACUGGACUUUGGAAUCUGGAAUACCGGUCAAAAGAAUCUGGAAUUCCACUUAAGAUAGGAAUUCCGAUUUUGUUCGAUUUUAUCGCAAAAAUUUAACAAUUGUUUGCUUGCUCAUGCUCACAAAAUUUUCGCAAUUGCUCGCAUGCUCGCGUUCUUGUCAGUAUUGCUCGAAAUUUUGUAAAUGGUGGCUUCUUUGUUUCAAAAUAAAUGUGAUUCUGCAUGGCACUUAACUCAUGUUAAGUUCUAUAAACAAUUAAUGUGGUUAUCAAGGUCAGUGGAAAUGAACGAGAUGAAUUAUAAGUUCAAACGCCAUUCACUAUUUUCUGUUUAAAUAUUUUGAAGGGACGGAUUUUCAUAUAGAUUGCUUCAAGUGAAAAUAUAAGAAGUGCUCGCUCUUUGCGAGUUGUACUUUCUAAAAUACUUGUUGCUCGCAAGGUCAAUGGUUAUCUCUGCUCGCACGCUCACGAAUGCUCGAAAAGACCAUUCGUCACCCCUAUUAAGGAACGUUUGGCUUUCCCGUACGCUCUUCACGGACAUACUUUUUUGGUACUGGUAGUACUGACCUAAAUUUUUACCUAGCAGAAACGUAGAAGAAAGAGAAGUGGUAAACGUUUCAAUAGCCAGCUGAGCUUUGAAUAAUUCUGUCUUAGUACAGUCCCUUAAGACCCCAGUUAUGAUUUAAUGAAGGGUAUCGUUAUUGAUAUUAGGCUGAUUUAGUAAGAGAACGGAAACGUCAGUUGACGACGGCGCCACAAAUCAAACAACUGGCUUGACCAAUGGCAGAGCGACAAACUUGACACCGGAAGUAGAGUUUAGUCCUUUUCGUGGGCUUUUCCGUUGUCAAAUGACGUUCCCGUUCUGUUGCUAAAUUAGUCUAUUAGGGAGCUCAAGGAACAACGGCGGUGACGGCUACAAAAACUUCACUAAAAAUGUGAAGUCGCGCUACUUCAAACUUUAUCUCGCUAUCUCUCUCUCGUUUAAUUCGUCGAACGUUGCCUUUUCUUUCUGCAGUUGAAUUCUAAAAGACUGUAUCAUAGUUCCGGAAAAGAAAAGGAAGGUCGUUGUCUUGUGUUCACAUCCUCAAAAAACAAAAACAAAAAAAACCGUGAAAUUUGGCAUUUUCACGACGUAUCGUCGUGCAGUGACGGCAAAGAAACGUACAAAAAAGCGUGAUGUACGAGCAGACUUUUUUUUUGCCAAUCUAAACCUAUUGCUGUUUUACCGUUCUCGUUGACGUUGCCGUCAUCUUUGUUUAAGCUCCCUAUUAUCGUUUCCGGAUGCAAACCAGAUCUCUUCUUUAUUAGGGUCUCCUAGUUGUUGCUGUCGGGGUUUUUGCCGUUAUAAUGAUUUAUUUAUUUAUUCAUUUUUCAUUUACAGGAUUAUAUUUCUAUGUUGACCUUCGACGUCAUUUUUCUGGUGAUAAUGCAAAGCUGACAUUUGCGUUACCUAGAAAUAAAUCGUCGUACUGCUUAACAUUCUACUAUUACAUGUACGGAUCAGGAAUGGAAACUCUAAAUGUUUUCAGUGGAAAUAAUAAAAUAUUCACCAAGUCAGGAAAUCAGGGUAGCUACUGGAAAAGGGCCAUCCGGACAGUAUACCUCAGUGAUAUGGUAAAUGUGUAA
Porites lobata is the source of this 3501-nucleotide messenger RNA. NCBI's taxonomy places the organism in Eukaryota, Metazoa, Cnidaria, Anthozoa, Scleractinia, Poritidae. The record is from the annotation of a GenBank genome assembly.